Messenger RNA from Aethina tumida (small hive beetle), 1788 nucleotides. It is a transcript of the gene Lsd-1, whose product is annotated as lipid storage droplets surface-binding protein 1. Gene Ontology annotation, cellular component: lipid droplet; cytosol. Lineage: Eukaryota; Metazoa; Arthropoda; Insecta; Coleoptera; Nitidulidae. The coding region runs from base 16 to 1452 and encodes 478 amino acids. Gene Ontology annotation, biological process: lipid storage; positive regulation of triglyceride storage. The transcript has 9 exons. The record is from RefSeq and is a predicted model, not a curated record.
GGUUAAACACAGAUUAUGAUCUGUGUAAUAUAUGGUGCUAAGUAUAAAAUGGCUCACAGACGUAGACGUCGUUGGAAUAGGACUUAUGCUAGAUAUAAUAAGGUUCCUUCGCAACAAUAUCCUCCAUCGCAUGUAACGGAAACUGUGUCUAAUUUUGGAGAAAAUAAUAUUCAAAUACCAGUAGUAAAAGUAUCAUCUUAUUGCCAAACGGAAAAUGAACAAAUGAUACAAGCAAAGAAACAACCAUUUACCAUUCAAAAUUUAGAAUCGGUAAAUAGAAUAACGAAUAUACCCAUUGUGGAAUCGAGCUGGCAUUAUGCUGAAAACAUGUAUAACAAAAUUAAGAAAUCCAAUAAUUUACUUUAUUGGACAUUGGGACAAGCGGAACAAUCAAUUCUAUCAGCUGUAGAAACUGCUCAACCAGCAGUUGUUUUAUUUCAAGGACCACUUUCUACCAUCGAUAGAAUAGUUUGUAAAAGCUUGGACGUGGUAGAAGACAAGAUUCCAUCGAUUAACUUACCUCCAGAGAUGAUAUAUUGGAACACAAAACAGUAUGUUUCUAAUGUUGGUACUCAAAUAGUUCGACCAGUUUUAAAAAGGGCCAAUUCAGUAAAAGAAAUUGGAAAUACUGUACUAGCAAGCAAAUACACUGCAUAUGCUGCUGAUACUUUAGAUGGGGCAUUAAAUGUCGCUGAUAAAUACGUCGACAAAUAUUUGCCAGCGGACGACGAUCAAUCAACUGAUGUAACUAAACCAGUUGAUGGGCCAACUGGAAAAGCAAUUAAUACUAUCCAUCAUGUAGACAGAUUUUCCAGGAAACUAAAGAGGAGGCUUACCAAGAGAACACUUGCUGAAGUCAAAGCCUUAAAGGAACAUAGCGCUGAAGCAGUUCAUGUUUUAAUUUAUGUUGCAGAAUUGAUCGCAACAGACCCAAAACUUGCUUUUCAAAAAGGUAGGGAACUGUGGGAAUCCUUAAGCAAAGAUGAACCUGAAAACCAAGCUCGUCCUGAAAAUCUCGAACAGCUUAUUGUCCUGUUAACUAGAGAAUCAACAAGACGCUUAGUGCAUUUAAUCAACUUUACAAGUUCUGUAGUCAGCAAAGUACCAAAAAAAAUGUCCAACACAUUUUUGACCAUGGCAUCCAAAUUUGUUACCUUGACAGAUUCAAUGGUAAAGACAGUUCAUUUGGAAGGUGUUCAAAAGGCUGUCGUUAAUGGAUUAAAAUUGAGAGUACAUGACUCAGCAAUCAUUUUAAAGAGUGUGAACAAUUAUGUAAACGAGUUGCUGGAACAACUGGCGGAAUCUAUGGUUGAGAAGGAAAAACCUAAAACUGUCUUGUCUGUGCCACAAAUUAAGGUUCAACUAAGGGCAGCACAAUACAGAAACUCUAUAACUACUACCACCACAACAAUAAAAUCAAACAGUAAUGGAGUGGAAAAUAACUCUCAAUAAUUUAUUUAACCAUUAAUUUAAGUUUUAACCCUUUAACAUUUUGGCUUUAAAUGCAUUUUAGUAUAUACAAGAUAUAUUUUGAAUGCUAUAAAAUUUAUGAUUGUUUUAUCUUAAAAUAUAUUUAAACAAUAUAUUUUUGAUAAAACUUUCAUUGUUUCGUUUGAAUUUCAUAUAUGUAUUAUAUGAAUCUUAGAAUAAGUGUUCUCUUUGAUGGUUAUUGAAUUUUUUAUAAAAUAUAUUUCUAUCAGAAGAGCAAUGUGGGCAAUAAUAUUAAUAUUAUAUCAAUAAAUGUUAAUUAUAAAUAAACGAAAUAAAUAUUACUAAUAAAAACAGAAA